GUUUGAGAUCCGGGACAUAUCAGAUCAGGCCGGCUUUUUUCAAAAAGCUUAUAGAGAAAGUGCCAGGAAGCGUGCUUGGACCCGCCUUCAACGCCAUGGCGCCAACAGAAGGCCUUCGCUUUUCUGUUGGCGAUCGGGUCUCUUGUAACAUGGGCUCUGACGGCUGGGCCAGUGGUAAAGUUGUGGCGCUAAACUACCGGGAGGAUCACUGGCCACCAACGAAGACUGCGCCUUAUCAGGUGGAGCUAGAUCCCGCCUAUGGUAGUGCCCUUAUCUUUGCACCGCUGGACCAGCCACGAGUCAUUCGAGCAGAGAUGCCAAGCACCUUCUCGCUUCCGGAGGAUGGCAGGGAGGCAGCUGAAGUGGUGGAGGAAUUGAAGGCAGAGACUGCUAAACUUCAGAAGGAGCCAUGCAUUGUGAGCGUGCUUGGUCCAGAGCUGAUGGCCAUCGCAGAGGACGGCACUGAGAUGUUCGUGCCGAAGGAUGCUGGGCCUUGGCUCAUCACGCUCACCAUGAUGGGUCCAGCAGACACCGCCUACGGAUCCAAUCUUCGAAUUCAGCUGAAAGUGAACUCUGCGUGGCCAAAAUCUCCUGCAGAAGUUCGAGUGCACAGCUGGAUUCACAGCCCCUUCCUGAAACAAAACGGGGUGCUGGAUGAGGCUGCACUGGCUGAGGCCGUGUCAGCUGCGGAGAGCGACUCACCUCUUUGCAAGACCGUGCGAGCAGCUAGGGCCUUACUUUGUGAGCCCACCAAAUUCUGUGAAGAAGAUGGGACAGAGUCGGCUGAGGAUGCAUGUGAGUCCAACCAGGAGCGUUUCCAGGUCAUUUCGCAGUACAGCGCCAUGCGUCAGCACGAUUGGCUUUUUGACCCGCAGAAGGCUUACACAGCCGAUAGCAUUCAUCCAGAUUAUUGGAAGGCAGUUUCCGUGAACACUCCGGAAGCGUGGUCAUCUAUUGUGACAACAGAAGUUGAGGAGGUAUUCUCGGUUCCUUUGUUCAAGCCUGAGCUUUGUGAGGCGUUUGUGGAGGAGCUUGACAAGUUUCAUGCUACGGGCCUUCCUGCACGAAGGCCAAACAGCAUGAACAACUAUGGCAUUGUUGUCAAUGAAAUUGGCAUGGAGCCAGCUUUGGAUCAGCUUUGCCAUUCUUUGCUACAGCCACUUGCACAUUACCUCUUCCCUGGUGUUGGGUCCCAAUUUGACCGACACCACACCUUUGUGGUCCGCUACAAGGUCGGGGAAGACUUAGGGUUGGAUAUGCACACAGACGAUAGCGAUGUGACCUUCAACAUUUGUUUGGGCAAAACCUUCAAAGGCGCAGGCCUGCAGUUUUGUGGAAACCAAGGGUCUGCAAAUCAUCGGAAAGCAAGCCUCCAAUAUCAGCAUAAGCUUGGCCACUGUGUGGUCCAUCGUGGCCACCGCCGCCAUGGUGCAGAUGACAUUACUGAAGGUGAGCGCCUCAAUCUGAUUGUAUGGGCUCGGAAUAUUGAAUAUCGAAGAUCACGCCAUUGGUCCAGAUUCAAUGUGCAAAGCCGCUCAACUGGCUACAAGCGCGAAAGCGGGCCUCCUGACCCAGUAUGCCUCUCCUUUACACACGAUCGCGACUACGGUGUUUUCAAGGAGUAUGUGGGCAGCAAACAGCGGCAUCGUGGGAAAGGCUGGUGUCCUCCAGUUCAUGCCGAGUACGAUGGCUUCAUGGGGGAGGAACCUUUGGAUGAUUAGCUUGCAAAGUGCAUGGAUGCCGUGCUGGAACCAACUGUACAUACUCUAGAUGCAGGGCUUGAGUGCGAAGACACGGCUUGCGUGCCAUUCAUGUCAUAUCAUUUGCGAAGUUUCAUAGGGAGCGUUGCUCCCAGCCAAGUAAGCAGUCUUUGUCGCAAAGACCGUCUGAGAAAAGAACCAUUGUAUGCCCAGAGGUGCUGGAAAAGCCCCCACAUGGAUGCC
Messenger RNA from Durusdinium trenchii, 1943 nucleotides. The record is from the annotation of a GenBank genome assembly. NCBI's taxonomy places the organism in Eukaryota, Dinophyceae, Suessiales, Symbiodiniaceae.